UCGAAUCGCUCUCGCUCUCGCUCGCUGGUAUGAGCCGAUCGACACCUUCCGUCCUUCGCCGGUUGCCGGAGACCCGCGUCAUCAACCGAGAGCCGGCGCGUACGUCCCCUUCUCCAUUGGGCCACGCUGUGUCAGGGGAAGUUCUUCAAGCCAGCAGUGUCCUUCCUGGUGGCACCGGCACCGGCACCGGCACGACGCCAUCGAUCCUCUUCUUGUUCGUUGGAUGGAUGGAGGAGGGUGCGUCGGCAGGCUAAGGCCCGCCAACUGCUGGACUACGGCCCGCCGAGCCCACGCAAUUACGUGAAUGGGGAUGGAGCACCCCAAGCCGGAUGCGUGGGCAGGCUAAGGCCCGCCAACUGCUGGACUACGGCCCGCCGAGCCCACGCAAUUACGUGAAUGGGGAUGGAGCACCCCAAGCCGGAUGCGUGGGCAGGCUAAGGCCCGCCAACUACUGGACUAUGGCCCGCCGAGCCCACGUAAGAGUACGCGAAUGGGAUGGAGCACCACAAGCCUGGUCCACUAAGUAACCCUAGUCGCUCGGUAUAAAACGCUGGGCGCCGUGAUAUCCGUGUUGCUGUCCCCUCGCCGCCGACGCUCCAGCUGAGCGGUUCUUCCUCCCCAAGCCAAGUCAAGCCAAGCAGCAGCAGCCCUCCCGCCUGCUACUAGUACAAGCGAAGCACCAAGAUGAAGUAGGGCAUCCAACACCCCCUCCCCGCUUCUAAGUUUGAUUCUCAAGGUGAGCUCCAGCAUUAAGUAGGCACUGCUCUGGCUGCGGGAGAUCUAGCUUGGCCCUCCCCUGCUGCCUCCUGUCUUCCUGCGAGGCUGAUCUAUACGCAAUCUUUAAUAGGCUUGACUUCUUUAGAAUCAGUUCAUGUUAACUAUUUCAUAUCUAUAGUCAGCAUUGAAUGCGUCUCUGAAGCUUUUAGGUUGGUCUCUAAGCGUUUGGGUUGCUCGACCAUCUUCAAGAUUUAACUACAAAAGUGUUGUUUGGGGACUGCAACUUGAAUUUGAUACUCCAUCUGCCCCAUUAUAGAAUGUCAUGUUUCUACAUUACACUAGUGUUAAAAAUUAUCUCAAAUUAUUGGAUGGAUAUAUACAUUUAGAAAAAGCCUCUAUUCAUUCAAGUGUUUGAUUUGAUAACAUUUUCACCUCCAUUUCCAACUGAUGGUAUUGUUUAAUUCCUGUGCUUCUGUUUUAUCCUGUGCUUUGUAGCAACCUCUGCUUGAAGCCAAAGCUAUUUUCUUGUCCCCUUGACUAUGUCAUAUCUAUAGUUAGUAUUUGAAUGCGUCUCUGAAGCUUUUGGGUUGGUCUCUGAAGCGUUUGGGUUGCUGGACCAUCUUCAAGAUUUAUCUCCAAAGUGCGUCUGCAAGGAAACCAGAAAGUGAUGGUGUUCUAGCUAGUAGCUUGCUUAAAUGGGCCGUCCCAAAAAGAAACCUGAGGCCAAGCAAGCAGCAGGCAGGUGACGGGAUUGUCUUCUGCAGCCCUCUGUUCCUUUGCUUCUGAGUUUGAUUUUAAAGGUGUUCUAGCUAGUAUCUUGCUUCAAUGGGCCGGCCCAAAAAGAAACCUGAGUAUCUCAAAGAAAAAGCAGACAAGGCAAAGGAAGCUGCGAAGGCUUUGGCUAGGGAAAAAGUGGCGCACUUGGUGCAGUCAUCAUGUGAAGACAUACCCGUGUUUCCUUAUGGAUACAAUGCAGAAAAGAGACCUCCUGAUUGGGUGACUGCUCCAGCUGGAUUGAAUCGAGAAAAGUUUAUUGAAGAUUAUCUUUCAAAGGACUAUCUGCCAGCAAAUGCAACUCAACAACAGUUUGAGAAUCUUUACGGUCAACUUCAUCAGUAUCAUCUAUCUAUUUCUCCUCACUCAUUGGAGAGCAACAAGAAGUGCAAUAUUAGGCCAGAGAUUGUGGUUGGUGGGAAGCUUAUCCCUGAGGAGAAGCAUGAUGGAACUCCAGUAACUUCCUAUCUUGAUAAAAAUAUGAAAAAUACAUAUCAUAUAAUACGUGUGUGGGAUGCUAGGAAGAAAGGACGUUUCUUGGAGUUUCUCCGACAGAACUGUUCUGGUUACGUUUUGGCUUGGAGAGUGUAUGCGCUUCUAGUUUUGUUCAAAUCUGCAAAAUGGUGCUACUUCUCGGAUGAACCAGCUAUUGUGGUAGAUUUGGGACAUAUUUGGACAUUUGUGAUGUCUAGACAACAUUCAACAUAUUCAGUUGUGGAACAUACAAAAUUUGGAAGUGAUUCAAUGGAGGCGGGGGUUGAUGUUCUCGAUGCUGUUUAUCAGAAUGCUAUUACCAUGGAUGAGGAUACCAUGGAACCGGAUGAAGAAUCUGUGGCAGCCGUCCACUUCUUUCUUUUACUCUUGGGUGAAGCGCCGCGGUCUGAAGUUUUCAAGACAAUCAUCUUUAGCACCAUCACAACAAAGAAAGUUAAGCAAUGUCAAUCAACCGGUCUUGUCUAUGACUCGCUUGCUAAAAAUUGGAAUAAGUUGUGCAAAUGUGUGUGCCAUCUACGGCUGAUGGUAAUAGAGGCUCUCAUGGAAGCAAACUUAAGGGUUGAGAGACCAAAUGUCAUCAAACCGGCUGAACCUCAUCACACUUUGGUUGAUUUGUUUAAAGAAAUGACAAUACACAAACGAAAGGCCCAGUACAAGUGUAGCUCAAUUGCAAUGGAUGACAAACUCCGGCAAGUAUAUGGAUUAUUGAAGGAAAGAGGUGCUGAUGGCAAGUAUGUUUACAGCGAAAGUGCCUACAAAAACAUCAUGAAGUGCUUGUCUUUGAUACGGUACUCAUCUGUGGUGAUUGGGCUUAUGGUCAGAGAGAAGCCAUAUACUUAUCCCAUGUUCCUUAUUGACACUAAUGACACGUCUGUGAAGUAUGUUGCUGAUGAACUCUUGUUUUGGGAUAAGUAUAAAUCUUUCGAAAAAGAUCACAAGGCAGCUUUUGAGUCAAAAGAUCGUGUUGAAUGUGAGUGCCAAUAUUCACUUGUUAUGAGAUUUCUUCCUGAUACAACUCCGUUUCUACGGCGGUGGGGUUAUUCAGCAUCGUUAAGCAUUGAAGAAAUUAACUUGUGGUGUGACACGUUUAAAUCGAAGACUCCCAGCAUGGGUGAAGUACCAGCCGGAAAGUUUGUUAUUCGUGAGUGGAGGAAGGUGAAUUUAGAACUGGAAACCAAGUUAAAGGCUCUGAUUGUCUUCAUUGGAGAAAAUUAUCUGGGUGACUGAGGUUAGCGCAAGCUAGAGACUCCUGCGAUGCGAGCUCUUGAUGGACAGUGUUGUGUGUGUCGGUUGGCUUAUUUUGCUCUUGUUUUGGUACCAGUCCUGUUUUGGAACCACAGACAAGAAUGAAGAAUUGGCCUGCCUGCUGCUAGCGGGGGCUGUCGUGUGGUUGUUUUUUGCUGUCUGCUUGCUUGCUUGCAUUUGUAAGCAGAAGAAUGGACUCAUGUUGUCCUGCUGCUGCCACCUGUGGCAUUUUUUGCUCUCUGUUGUCUAACUCGAGUAAGGAGCAUGCAUGCUGUUGUCUCUGGUUACAAUGCUCCUUCUCUUUUUUAGUGGGAUUUGCGCUGGUGCAUUUUCUGUAGUUUAGUUUAGAUAGCAGAAGAGUAGAGUUGAUGCUGAAAUCGACAGUGAUCCUGAAAGAUUAUUCUUUUGGUGAUUUGUUUUACGGUCGUGGGGCUAACGCUUGCUUGUA
Molecule: messenger RNA, 3679 nt
Organism: Triticum aestivum (bread wheat)
Lineage: Eukaryota; Viridiplantae; Streptophyta; Magnoliopsida; Poales; Poaceae
Exons: 12
Coding region: 1543-3213 (556 amino acids)
Source: RefSeq, a predicted model, not a curated record